Messenger RNA from Dicentrarchus labrax (European seabass), 2086 nucleotides. It is a transcript of the gene polr3c, whose product is annotated as polymerase (RNA) III (DNA directed) polypeptide C. Gene Ontology annotation, molecular function: single-stranded DNA binding. Bases 135 to 1781 code for a protein of 548 amino acids. Gene Ontology annotation, cellular component: RNA polymerase III complex. The transcript has 13 exons. Gene Ontology annotation, biological process: DNA-templated transcription. Lineage: Eukaryota; Metazoa; Chordata; Actinopteri; Moronidae. The record is from RefSeq and is a predicted model, not a curated record.
CCGAGCGAGAGCAAAGCCGGAGAGCGGAAGUGUUCAUGUGUUGUCAACGAGAGGCCCGCAUGUGUUCAGUCGGCGGUCAGUGGGAUGCGUGAAGGCAAGGAUCGCCUCUGUCCAGAAAGCUCGCUGUCGGAGAGAUGACUGCCCAGGAGGUGCGUCUGUGUGGUCUCCUGCUGCAGGAGCACUUUGGAGAAGUUGUGGCGAAAGUGGGAACACACCUGCUCAAAAGUGGAGCACAGAAUUUAAGAACCAUCAUUCAUGAGACCGGGAUCUCACUGGACCUGGUGAAGAAGUCCUUGUGUGUGCUUGUGCAGCAUGGGACCUGUGUGUUCAGCUCAGGUCGUAAAGCACCCGGGAGCCCCACCGAGUAUCGGACCAGCUGUGAUCGGAUUCUGAGAAUUCUGCGAUACCCACGCUACAUAUACACCGCCAAAACCCUGUACGGUGACACCGGAGAGCUCAUCAUAGAGGAGUUACUACAGAGAGGUGACAUGACCAUGAGUAGCACGGUUAAGACAGUCGCCGACCGCCUCACGCAGAACAUGGAGGAGGGGCGCAGCAUGGAUUACAGUGAAGUGUCUUCUGCCUUCUCCAAACUGGUGGAGACCCAUUUUCUUCAACGCUGCCCUCCAAUGGCAGGGGCAGGAACAAAAGACAGUGGCACUCCAGCUACCCCUGCAACCCCUGCUAUCCCUGGUACUCCCGCUGCCCCCGUUAGCACCGCCCCGCCCACACCAGAGAGCUUCCCCGACUGUUACAGGGUACCUCACGUGACACUCAUAGGGAGAGGCAAACGGCGACUCUCCAAUGAGGAUGGAGAGGACCAAAGGAAUGCAAAGAAGACUAAAAUGGAUUCAGAGACACAUGGUGAUGAGGGGAUUUACUGGCAGGUGAAUUUUGAGAGGUUCCAUCUCCACUUCAGAGACCAGGCCAUCAUCAGUGCUGUAGCCAACAAACUGGACCAGACUAGCAGUGAGAUAGUGAGGACGAUGCUGAGGAUGAGUGAGGUGACGACCUCGCCCACAGCCACCUGCACGAAGCCCCUCUCAGCCAAUGAGAUCUUCAGAUCCCUCCCAAGUAGUUACAACAUCCCCAGACCCAUCUUAGACCAGUACCUCACGCUGCUAGUUGAUGACCCGAUGGAGUUUGUGGGGAAGGCUGGUGAAAGCGGAGGAGGGAUGUACGUCGUCAAUCUCCACAAAGCGCUGGCCAAUCUAGCUCGGGCCACACUUGAGUCUGUAGUACAGGAGAGAUUUGGCUCCAGAUCAGCGCGCAUCUUCCGUCUGUUGCUAAGGAAACGUCAUCUGGAGCAGAAGCAGGUGGAGGAUUUUGCCAUGAUACCAGCCAAAGAGGCUAAAGAUAUGCUCUACACGCUGCUUUCACAGAACCUGGUGCAGCUGCAGGAAAUCCCAAAGACUCCUGACUAUGCUCCCUCUCGUACCUUCUAUCUUUACACCGUCAACCAACUCCCAACUGCAAGAAUGCUGCUUCAGAACUGCUACAAGACAGUGGCCAACCUUAUAGAGCGACGCCUGUUUGAGUCCAAAGAGAGCAAGCGUCUGCUGGAGAAAUCCCAGCGAAUCGAGGCCAUUCUGGCAUCUCUGCAGGCCAGCGGGGCCGAGCCUGAACAGCUGACGGAGGUCGAGGAGAUGAUUACCGCUCCUGAAAAGCAACAGCUGGAGGCCUUGCGCCUUCAUAUCAACAAGUUAGAUUCAGCAGAGAACCAGGUAGAUGAAACCAUCUUUCUACUAGAAUCGUAUGUCAACUCCACUGCCACAAGUUGAGAGCAGGUGUACAAGCAUGAGAACUCACUCAUAGUACUUGUGUAUGAAUGCUGUCAAAUAUGUUUUAGUUUAUAUAGCUGGAAUGUUUCAGUUUGGAUUGGAAUAAAUUCUAAAUAGAUAGUUUUUUUUCCUUGUUUUUAUUGCAUGCAUCAGCAAAUUAAUAAACUGAGUACAAGAAUACUUAUUUUCAACAGGUUUAAUUUCAUUAACACAAAACUGUAAGACAAACAUUGGACAAAGUGAUCAUUUGAAAUGUAAAACCAUGAAGAUGUCUGUAUAUUAAAUAGAAGAAUUGUGGUUUAAUA